AUGGAAACGGAGAAUUCGGGACCAGAUAAUCCGGCAAUGACCUUCGACGAGGUUUCCAUGGAACGCAGCAAGAGCUUCGUUAAGGCAUUGCAGGAGCUCAAGAACUUGAGGCCUCAACUUUACUCGGCUGCUGAUUACUGUGAAAAGUCUUAUCUACAUAGCGAACAAAAGCAAAUGGUAUUGGACAAUUUAAAGGACUACACUGUAAAGGCUCUGGUUAAUGCUGUUGAUCAUCUCGGAACUGUAGCUUCCAAGCUUACUGAUCUCUUUGAUCAACAAAACUCAGAUAUAUCGACUAUGGAGUUGAGAGCUUCUUGCGUCAACCAGCAACUGCUUACAUGCCGGACAUAUAUCGACAAGGAAGGUCUUAGACAGCAACAGCUAUUAGCAGUGAUCCCAAUGCAUCACAAGCACUACAUUCUACCCAAUUCUGUUAAUAAGCGAGUACACUUUAGUCCUCUCAGACGAACUGACACAAGGCAGAAUCAUUAUCAAGCUAUAUCCCGUCUUCAACCUUCAGAUGCCCCUGCAUCGAAAUCACUCUCAUGGCAUUUAGGCUCAGAGACCAAGUCGACCCUGAAAGGAACAACCAAUGUUGCACCAAGCUCCAAAGAUUCAAAAGCUUUCACAAAGACAUCUGGAGUGUUCCAUCUUUUAGGUGAUGAAGAAAACAUAAUAAACAAGAAGCCUCUAGCUGGUUCUCAGGUCCAAGGUGCCCCUGCAACAUCCACCAUCACAAGACAGACAUAUGGUGUUGCCCAUAAGGAUGUGGAGGUUCCGAAACUUAUGACGGCACACAAGUCACUUGACAACCCACGACGAGAGAUCAUUCAAGCUCCUGUACGGACCAAAAGUGUUUUAUCUGCCUUCUUCGUCAAACAGAAAACUCCAAAGCUCAAAGCUGGUUACGUCUCGUGA
This is a messenger RNA of Thlaspi arvense, 918 nucleotides long. NCBI's taxonomy places the organism in Eukaryota, Viridiplantae, Streptophyta, Magnoliopsida, Brassicales, Brassicaceae. The record is from the annotation of a GenBank genome assembly.